This is a messenger RNA of Ricinus communis (castor bean), 669 nucleotides long. RefSeq names its product NADH-ubiquinone oxidoreductase chain 6-like. Lineage: Eukaryota; Viridiplantae; Streptophyta; Magnoliopsida; Malpighiales; Euphorbiaceae. The transcript is spliced from 2 exons. The record is from RefSeq and is a predicted model, not a curated record. Bases 1 to 669 code for a protein of 222 amino acids. Gene Ontology annotation, molecular function: NADH dehydrogenase (ubiquinone) activity.
AUGAUACUUUCUGUUUUGUCGAGCCCUGCUUUGGUCUCUGGUUUGAUGGUUGCACGUGCUAAAAAUCCGGUACAUUCCGUUUUGUUUCCCAUCCUAGUCUUUCGCGAUACUUCAGGUUUACUUCUUUUGUUAGGUCUCGACUUCUCCGCUAUGAUCUUCCCAGUAGUUUAUAUAGGAGCUAUAGCCGUUUUAUUCCUAUUCGUUGUUAUGAUGUUCCAUAUUCAAAUAGCGGAGAUUCACGAAGAAGUCUUGCGCUAUUUACCAGUGAGUGGUAUUAUUGGACUGAUCUUUUGGUGGGAAAUGUUCUUCAUUUUAGAUAAUGAAACCAUUCCAUUACUACCAACCCAAAGAAAUACGACCUCUCUGAGAUAUACAGUUUAUGCCGGAAAGAGAAGGGCAUUUUUGGUUAUCCCACAUUCAACUGACUCCCCUGCGGGAAGGACAUUGGUUUUUUGUUUUACAGCUGUUAGAAUGCGUUCUGCACGUGAAUCAGAAAAAGGAAGUGCAUUUCUAAUGGCUGAAUCCUUUACGGAUAAGGAAUUACCUUAUUUUCCGUAUUCGUCUGCUUCUUCUUCCUCGAGAAAUUUAGUAGGGGCAUAUGGAAAGGGCCUAACUGCUGUUUUAGUGCACUUGUGUCCAUCUGCUUUCUGCUUCACUUCAAAAGAAUGA